Messenger RNA from Mucor mucedo, 985 nucleotides. RefSeq names its product velvet factor-domain-containing protein. The transcript has 6 exons. Lineage: Eukaryota; Fungi; Mucoromycota; Mucoromycetes; Mucorales; Mucoraceae. The record is from RefSeq and is a predicted model, not a curated record. Bases 29 to 958 code for a protein of 309 amino acids.
CUUCUUUUUUCUUCUUAUUCCUCAUACCAUGUCUUGUACAUAUCGCUUCAUGGAUUCUUCUACUCAAUUACCCGCUAAUAGGAGUUAUGAUAUCAUUCAAAGACAGCAUCCUCAGCAGGCCAAAGUCAGUGUAUCUAACGAAAGAGACAGACGAUCGAUUGAACCAGCACCAAUUCUACAAAUGAAAUGGUUAAACUGUACAUCAGCAGAACAGAAAAAAUCAUUACAGAGUCCAUUUUAUUUUAUGGUAGUAAAUAUUGUACACACUCAGAACCAAAGCGUGUUGCUACCAUCACUAGAAUAUUUAUCUGGGUCAACUGUCUGUUCAUUGUACAGAUUAAGGGAUAUCGAUAACACAGAUGGUGGUUUUUUCGUAUUUGGUGAUUUAGCAGUAAAGAAAGCUGGUGUAUAUAAGCUACAUUUUAGUUUGUUUGAACUAGUGGGAGAUAAAGUGGAAACUCAUAAAGCAAUGUAUUCAAAUGAAUUUACAGUGUAUACAUCUAAACAAUACCCGGGCGUGAUAGAAUCAUCUUUUUUGUCACGUACAUUCUCAGAUCAAGGCAUUAAGAUUAAAGUUAGAAAAGAAAGCCGCAGCAAUGGAGAUGAUAUAAAAAGUGGGACCAAUUUACGUAAACGGAAAUCUGAAAAUUCCAAGACGAAACAGAGAGAAGUAGUGAGUCCACCUUCAUAUGCUUCAGAUGAUGCUUACUUUGGUAGAUGGCAUGCUUUAAAUCAUAAAUCUAAAAGACAAGUAGUGCCAUCCCCAACCCCAUCCUUAUCUCCUACUCUUCCUUCCAUUUCUUCACCACCGCCAAAUCAAUUACAUGAGAAAUGGAUGAUGAUGGAUGUAGAUAGCUAUAUAUCCAAUGCAUUGCCACCACUACAUGAAAUCAUGAACAGAAAUCAUUCAUACUCUCCAUUCCCUUUAGAUAAUUCUUUUUUCAAUCGUCAUCAUUAAAAAAACCCAUAUUUUGUAAAUAAUCAA